ACUUUGUUUAGGAACAUUUUAAUAAUUUUAAUUUUUUCAUUUUAUAUUUAAUGACAUUUUCUCAUAGUCAAACAAUUUUGAAUAUUUAACCACACGACAUACAUAAUUUAACGUGUUAGUAUAUGCAUUUGUAAAAUUAUUGUUUUUCUUUUUAUUUGUCCUCUGAUCGAUGAGGACUAUUUUGUAGGUAAUUAAUGGUGGAUUGUUUAUAAUAUAGAGCUGAGAGUCCGUUCUCGAUCCAUCAUUCAGUAUAUUCAACUACACAAGACACCAUCAUUAGCACAAACUUUUACUUGUCCCGUUUCCUUCAAUUAUCAGACGUGAAAAAUACCAAAGAGACUAUUAGGGGUCUAAAGGGCUGACUCUCCCCCUUAGUUUUCCUCGACAGCAAAGCCCUCAUCAUUUGGUUUUCUUUCCUUUUCAUCUCUUCCUCUUUAACCCCACCAUUAAACUAAAUUAAAAUCAUAUCGCACGCAGAAAAAAACUUGAGGACAAAAAAAAGGAAAGAGAAAAUAAAAUAGGUUUUAGAUUAACACGCGCUCAUUAGUAUAAACUUCUAGAGAUGGAAUUAACUCUUGAGUGUUGCUUACCACCAAAUGGCUUGAUGAUUAUAUCUGAAAACACUUGCCACCUUUUCAUUUGUAGGGUUCAUAAUACACUUACUUCAGCUUUUUAGCUUUUCAUAGAUCUUAUUAAUAUGGCUACUGUAUUUGUUUCAUGCCCCAUUUAUUGGAUAUCAUAUAAAGGUGAUGGAGUAAAAGAGGUGCAAUUAAUGUGUUGAUCUUGUCUCAAUUGGUGCUGAAUUUUAUGCAGACUAAAAUAAACACAGUAGUGGUGAAUAUGGAUACAAACGAAUCAUGCGUUCCACCUGGAUUUCGAUUUCAUCCAACAGAUGAAGAACUCGUCGGAUACUAUCUUAGAAAGAAAAUUGCAUCACAAAAGAUUGAUCUUGAUGUUAUUAGAGACAUUGAUCUUUACAGAAUCGAACCAUGGGAUCUGCGAGAUAAAUGCCGGAUCGGAUAUGAAGAGCAGAACGAGUGGUAUUUCUUCAGUCACAAGGAUAAGAAAUAUCCAACAGGGACGAGAACGAAUAGGGCAACAAUGGCAGGGUUUUGGAAGGCUACAGGAAGAGACAAGGCUGUGUACGAUAAAUUGAAACUUAUAGGUAUGAGGAAAACCCUUGUCUUCUACAAGGGUAGGGCACCUAAUGGCCAGAAAACUGAUUGGAUUAUGCACGAAUAUCGUCUCGAAUCCGAAGACAAUGGUCCUCCACAGGAAGAAGGAUGGGUGGUCUGUAGAGCAUUUAAGAAGAAAAUUACAGGGCAAACAAAGACCAAUAUGGGUGAAGGUUGGGAAUCAAAUUACUUUUAUGAAGAAGCAACUACUGCAGUCAGCUUAGUGGUAGAUCCUCUUGAAUACAUCACAAGGCAGCCUCUUCCUCCAAAUUUCAUGGCACAAAAUCUACUGUGCAAACAAGAGAUGGAAUUAGCCGAAAACAAUAAUCUCAACUUUCCAUAUAAUUCUGAUCAAUUUGUACAGCUUCCACAGCUACAAAGUCCCUCUCUACCACUCAUAAAAAGGCCAAUUAGCUCCAUGUCACUGGUGUCCGAGAAUAGUAAUCAAGAGGACGAUGAACAGACGAUAAAUAAAAGAUGUAGUACUAUUAAUAGUAGUACUAGCAAAAAUGUAACAGCAGAUUGGAGGGCACUUGACAAAUUUGUAGCUUCUCAAUUGAGUCAUGAUAAUCAUGAACAAGAGAGAACAUAUGAAACAAAUCAUGGGCUACUUUCUAGUUUUGAAGAAGAAGCUCACAAUUAUUCAGAUUUGGGAAUGUUGCUAUUGCUGAGUGAUAGAGAAGAAGGGCCAAAACUGAAUGAGAUUUUGAGUUCAAGCUCUGAUGGCUGUGAUAUUGGCGUUUGCAUAUUUGACAAAUGAUCAGCAGCUAUAGCACCAAAAAGAAAGGAGAAAAGAUAUAUACUUUUCUCAGGGAUGACUGAGUAGACUAUGAAAUUAUUAUAUAUACAUAUAUAUAUAUCAUGUAAGUAAAAGUUAUUAUUAUUUGUGAAAUGGUGAAGAGAAUCCAUUCCAGUGGAGUUGGCAAGUAUCGCGACGACGUUCCAGGAAUUUCUUUUGACGAAACUAGCAGCUAGAGGAAGAAUUGCAUUUAAUAAAAGACUUUACAAAUGCACAUGUGAUGGUGAAUUUCGUAUUUAAUUUAACCUUACUUUUGACGUCAAA
Nicotiana tabacum (common tobacco) is the source of this 2238-nucleotide messenger RNA. Its product is annotated as NAC domain-containing protein 37-like. NCBI's taxonomy places the organism in Eukaryota, Viridiplantae, Streptophyta, Magnoliopsida, Solanales, Solanaceae. Gene Ontology annotation, molecular function: DNA binding. The record is from RefSeq and is a predicted model, not a curated record. Gene Ontology annotation, biological process: regulation of DNA-templated transcription.